Messenger RNA from Andrographis paniculata, 2341 nucleotides. RefSeq names its product jasmonoyl--L-amino acid synthetase JAR6-like. Gene Ontology annotation, molecular function: acid-amino acid ligase activity. NCBI's taxonomy places the organism in Eukaryota, Viridiplantae, Streptophyta, Magnoliopsida, Lamiales, Acanthaceae. The record is from RefSeq and is a predicted model, not a curated record. Gene Ontology annotation, cellular component: cytoplasm. The transcript is spliced from 5 exons. The coding region runs from base 193 to 1932 and encodes 579 amino acids.
AAUUUAAAUUAAAAACUAUAUCAAAAAAUUUCAUUAAUUGGCCAAAGAAUCUCCCCAUGCCAAUUCUGUCCCUGUCUCAUAUAUCCUAAUUUAAUUUCCCUAUUUAUCUAUCCUCGGAAAGGAUUCAGAUCUGUAUUUUUAUUUGGCUUCGCUGUCUGUUGCUGCAGAUUAAUUGGUAAUUAAUUAAUCGACAUGUUGGAGAAGAUGAAAAUGGAGGAAGAGUUCGAUCCAGAGGUAAUAAUAGAGGAAUUCGAGGCGCUGUCGAAGGACGCAGAGAGAGUUCAGAAGGAGACAUUGAAGAAGAUUCUUACAGAAAAUGGCGAAUCUGAGUAUUUGUUGGUACGAUGUGGUCUGGGAAGAAGAACUGAUCCAGAGAACUUCAAAGCUUGUGUUCCUCUCGUCACCCAUGCCGACUUGGAUCCGUACAUCCAACGCAUUGCCGAUUCCACAGAGCCAAUCUGUGUUCUUACAGGGAAACCCAUUACCACUAUCUCCUUAAGUUCAGGAACCACAGGGGGGAAGCCUAAAUUUGUCCCCUUCAACGAUGGGCUCAUGGAAAUCACAGUGCUCAUGUACAAGACUUCCUUUGCUUACAGGAACAGGGAAUAUCCCAUUGAAGAGGGAAAAGCUUUGCAAUUCAUAUACAGCAGCAUGCAAUUCAAAACCGCCGGCGGCCUCGCCGCCGGCACCUCCACCACCAACGUCUACCGCCACCCCCUCUUCAAACCCACCAUGCAAGCCCUGCACGCCCCCUGCUGCAGCCCCGACGCUGUCAUUUUCGGACCCGACUUCCGCCAAUCCUCGUACUGCCACCUCCUCCUCGCCCUCGUCUCCCGCUGCCAGAUCCAGCUCAUCGCCUCCACCUUCGCCUUCACCAUCGUCCACGCCUUCCGCUCCUUCGAAAUCGACUGGCAAAACCUCGUCGCCGACAUCCGCCACGGCCGCCUCCCAGCCGCCCGAAUUACGGCGCCGGGAAUUCGAGCCGCCGUCUCCGAGCUGCUCGGACCCAACCCCGAACUCGCCGAUGAAAUCCACCGCGCAUGCGCGGCGGCUGCUUCUAGAAACUGGUACGGAAUUAUUCCCGCCGUGUUUCCUAACGCCAAAUAUGUUUACGCGAUCAUGACGGGAUCCAUGGAGCCUUACAUCGGUAAAUUGAGACAGUACGCCGGUGAUCUACCGUUGGUCGCCGGAGAUUAUGGAGCUUCGGAAGGGUGGAUCGGCGCGAAUAUUAGACCGAAACGGCCGCCGGAAUCGGUGACUUUUGUUGUCCGGCCCGACAUCGGAUAUUUCGAAUUUAUUCCUAUGAAUGACGAGGAGGAGUCAUCUUGUCCGGUGGGAUUGACUGAGGUCGAAAUAGGGCGAGAGUAUGAGGUUGUCAUCACCAAUGUUGCAGGAUUGUAUCGAUACAAAUUAGGCGACAUAGUGAAGAUCAAGGGAUUCCACAACAGCACCCCAGAGCUGGAGUUCGUGUGCAGAAAGAACGUCGUGCUGACAAUAAACAUGGACAAGAACACCGAAAAGGAUCUCCAGAUAGCAACCGAAGAAGCUGCCCGGGUGCUGACCGCUGAGAAAUACGAGGUUGUCGACUUCACAAGCCGCGUUGACUUCUCGACGGAGCCGGCGCACUAUGUCAUCUUCUGGGAAGUCAGCGGCGACCCUGCUGAGGAGCUUCUCCAGGAAUGCUGCAACUGCUUGGACAUGGCAUUUAAGGAUGCAGGCUACGUCAGCUCCAGAAAAGUCAACACCAUUGGAGCUCUGGAGCUGAAGGUAAUGAAGAAAGGAACGUUCCAGAAGAUAAUGGAUCAUUACAUUGGGCUCGGGGCAGUCGUCAGCCAGUUCAAGACGCCGCGCUGCGUGGGUGCUGACAACACGGCCGUGUUGGGGAUACUGUGUGGGAAUGCUGUCAAGACUUUCUUCAGCACUGCAUUUUAGUUUAAUUUGGCUAUAUAUAUAUAUAUAUGUAUGUAUGUACGUAUUAUUGUGUUUUGAAUUAAUUAAUUUUCUCAGACAAUAUUGAUCAGGAUUCCAGAAAGCAUCGGUCAAGAGUUAAGAUAGCAUGUGCUGAAAUAAGGGUACGUGCUAUAUUUAGAAGGUAUGUUUUUUGGACUUUUGAAUCGAUGCUAGCUAUUUGGGGAAAUUAUUAUGGUGUUAUGUGCUUUAUAGGAGUUUGUCACAAUGGAAAGUCGGUUUGUCUUUGUGUCGUGAGCUUGUCUGUACAACAUGUUACACAUGCAGUCACAUGUAGUAGGAACGAAACACACAUAUAUACAUACAUAUGUAUAUAUAUAUAUAUGUGUAUGUGUGAAACUAAUGAGCAAAUGUGGCUUGAAGGUUUUCUUUU